GCACCUGCCUCCCUCAGGGCCCCGGGGACCCCCAGGCUACUUGGUGCCAGGGUUCUGGAAGGAUGAUGGUUAGGACAUUGACACAUGGGUCCCUAGGCCUCCUUGAAAGAGGAUAAUGGAAGUGUCUGAACUAUUUCCAAAAAAGCCCAUCAGAAAUUAUUCAUCUACCUGAGAUUAUUUUCAUGUAUACUUUGUUUUCAAUUUGCUUUUCUAUUUUGAGUUUUUAAGACAUUUUAAGAUAAUUUUGCAUUUACAGAAAAGUUCCAAGAUUAGUGUAAAGAGCUCGCAUCGAUACCCUUCGCCCAGGUCCGCCCACUGCUAGUCCGUUGCCACAUUUGCUUUAUUAGUUCUCUUGCAUAUUCUUAAUUCUUUUUAAACCAUUAGGAAGUACAUACUCCUUUGUCCCUAAACCUUUGGUGUGGCUUUCCUAAGAUCAAAGGCAUUCUUUUACAUAAGCACAGUAUAAUUAUUAAAAUAAUAAGUUAAACAUUAGUAUAAUACUAUGACCUAAUACAUCUAGCUCAUAUUUUAAUUUGCCAAUAUCCAGUAAUUUUCAUAAAACAUUUUAAUUUUAUUUCCCAGUCCAGGAUCCAAUCCAAGAUCAAGUACUGCAUUUAGUUUUUCAUGUCUAAUCUUUAGUUUUUUCAGUCUUGGACAUUUUCUCUGCCUGCCUUUGUCUUUCAUGACAUUGACAUUUUUGGAAACAUUAAGGCCAUGAUUUUGCAGAAUGGCUCUCGGUUUGGACUUGUUUGCUGUUUUCUCAUCAUUUUUUCAUUUGGGGCAGGAGUCCUUCAGAACUGAUGUGUUUCUCAGUGCAUCACACCAGGAGGUACAAGGUAUCAAUUUGUUGCAUUACUGGUAGUGUUAAGUUUGGUUACUUGGUUAUGAUGGUGUCUGUCAGGUUCCAGUGCCCUAAAGUUAAUAGUUUUUUCUUUAGAGUUAAUUCGUAAGUAAUUUGUGGGGAGGUACUUUGAGAUUAUAAAUUUCCUGUGCUUUAUCAAACUUCAGCCCACAAUUUUAGCAUCCAUUAAUUCUUGCCUGAAUUAAGCAUUACAAAGUAAGUUGCAAUAUCAGUGAUUUUUCCUGCUCUGUCAUUCCCUAUACAUUUAUUAGUUGUCAUUCAACUGUAAGAAAGAAGCUUUCAAGAAGGGAGGGUGUAGCUCAUUGGUAGAGUGCGUGCUUAGUAUGCGGGAGGUCCUGGGUUCAGUCUCCAGUACCUCCAUUAAAAAAAAAUUUAAUAAAUAAAUCUAAUUAUUUCCUCCCCUCUUAAAAAGAAAAAAGCUUUCCCAUCUCCCUUAUUUAUGUAUUUAUGUAUAUAUGUAUUUAUUUAUUUAAGUUCAUGCUCAUAAAUUCUUAUUUUAUUCAGUGGGUUAUACUCCAUUACUAUUAUUAUUUAUUUUGAUGAUCAAAUUGGCUUAGAUUUGACCAGAGGUAACCCCUGGUUCUUAUAUCUUUUAUUUUUUAACUGAGCUAUAAUUCACAUUAAAAUUUACCUAGAUUUUUAGAAAACAAACAAAAACAAAAAACAGGAAAAGAGAACAAUAAAAUAAAAUUCACUGUUUUCAAGUGUACAGUUUAGUGGUUUGUAGUAUAUUUACAUAAUUGUACGGUCAUUACCACUCACUAAUUUCAGAACAUACUCAUCACUCCAAAAACAAACCCUGCCCAUUAAUAAUCACUCCAUUUCUCCUUCUCCCUCAGCCCCUGGCAACCGCUAACCUGCUUCCUCCUGGUGGACUUACCUAUUCUGGACACUUCCUACAAAUGGAGUCAUACAACAUGUGGUCUUUUAUGUUCUUUCACUCUGCAGGUUCUCAAAGUUCAUCCCUGUUGAAUCGUUACUUCAUUCUUUUUUAUGUGCUGGGUCUUAUGGUACCUCUCUGUUCGACUUCUUGAGGAACUGGCAAACUAUUUUUCAGAGUAGCUGCAACAUUUCACAUGCCCACCAGCAAUGUGUGAGUUCCAGUUUCCCCACAUCCUCGCCAACACUUGUUAUUACCUGUCUUUUUGAUGAUGGCCAUCCUAGUAGGAGUAGGUGGGUGGCCCAGCUACCACCUCUUGUUUGUAUUUGUCAGGACUCAUUCAGUUACAAGUGACAGAAGCCCAGCCCACAUAGCUUAAAUAACAGACAAACAAAAGGGAGGGGGUGCUGGGUUUAUAGACUCAGGUGACUGAUAGGUCCAGCCCAGCUGGGUCUAGGUGCUCAGGUGAUACCUUCAAUCUACACUGGCUUCCUUCUCAGAGCAGUGGUCCCCUGAGGUGGCCAUGGUGCUCCGGCAGCCUCAGUUUGUUUAAUAACCUGGCAGAAUGCGUCUGUCUCCCAGGGCUUCUGAUCUUGGAGCUGAGAUGCUCCCUGGCCCUCUUGGCUCACAUUCCCUUCCUUGUGUCAUGUUUCCUUCCCUGAACUGAGGUUCUGCCAUCUAAAGAAGGGGCGUAGAUGCUGGGCUGGAAGGAACGACCCCAUUCCCUGUCUGCCCUCCUCUGUUCCAAGUCUCACAUGCUCUUGGUGGUUGGUGUGGCUCCAACCCAGCCAGAAAGCUGGACAUCACUGUGACCCUGGAAUCCAGAGCCAGAAGUGUCCCUGAGCUUCCCUGGAGACCAUGGCCUGCCUGGUGUCCUCUGGGCAACUAAGGGCAUUAACAAGUGGACAGCGCUUUAUGGUUCAGAGCCUUCCCGCAUGGCAUCUCCCUCAAGAUAAGGAGCCAUCUGCUGUGGUGGUGAGGCAUGCGGGCUUCAGAUCUCUCACUGCUGUGAGAUCUGGCGAGUUACUUCCUCGGCUUCCUCAGCUAUAGGACGGGAUCCUGAGAGUGCCCCCUGCAGAGCAUGAUGAUGAGGAAAUGAAGACUCCAAGAGAUGAACCGGCUUGUCCCACUUGACCAAUUCCAAGUCAUGCAGUUAAAAAGUGGCAGGAACAGGAGGAGAAGCUGAGUCUUUCAGUCUGCAGUUCAGGGCUCCUUCCUGGGCCUCCGUGCUGACAUUUAGAAUAAGGAGGCCGGGACAAGGUCUGCUCCUCUGGGUCCCAACUCAUUGCCAGUGUUUCUCUGCAGCCCUCCAGGGGACCCCUCUCUCAGCCACCCUCUCCCUGGUGAUGUCCCAGUGCUGCCAGAAGAUAAAAGACACCGUGCAGAAACUGGCUUCGGACCACAAGGACAUUCACAGCAGUGUCUCCCGAGUGGGCAAAGCCAUUGACAGGAACUUUGACUCUGAGAUUUGCGGUGUAGUCUCCGAUGCGGUGUGGGACUCGCGGGAGAAGCAGCAGCAGAUCCUGCAGAUGGCCAUCGUGGAGCACCUGUACCAGCAGGGCAUGCUCAGUGUCGCCGAGGAGCUGUGCCAGGAAUCAACGCUGAAUGUGGACUUGGAUUUCAAGCAGCCUUUCCUGGAGUUGAAUCGAAUCCUGGAAGCUCUGCACGAACAAGACCUGGGGCCAGCACUGGAGUGGGCCAUCUCCCACAGGCAGCGCCUGCUCGAGCUCAACAGCUCCCUGGAGUUCAAGCUGCACCGACUGCACUUCAUCCGCCUCCUGGCAGGCGGCCCCGAGAAGCAGCUGGAGGCCCUCAGCUACGCCCGGCACUUCCAGCCCUUUGCUCGGCUGCACCAGCGGGAGAUCCAGGUGAUGAUGGGCAGUCUGGUGUACCUGCGGCUGGGCUUGGAGAAGUCCCCCUACUGCCACCUCCUGGACAGCAGCCACUGGGCCGAAAUCUGCGAGACCUUUACGCGCGAUGCUUGUUCCCUGCUGGGGCUUUCCGUGGAGUCCCCCCUCAGCGUCAGCUUUGCCUCUGGCUGUGUGGCGCUGCCCGUGCUGAUGAACAUCAAAGCUGUGAUCGAGCAGAGGCAGUGCACCGGGGUCUGGAGUCACAAGGACGAGUUACCGAUUGAGAUCGAACUAGGCAUGAAGUGCUGGUACCACUCAGUGUUUGCGUGCCCCAUCCUCCGCCAGCAGACGUCGGAUUCCAACCCUCCCAUCAAGCUCAUCUGUGGCCAUGUUAUCUCCCGAGAUGCACUCAACAAGCUCAUUAACGGAGGAAAGCUGAAGUGUCCCUACUGUCCCAUGGAGCAGAACCCCGCAGAUGGCAAACGCAUCAUAUUCUGAUUCCUGCCUGAACUUUGCCGAAAGAGAUUUUUCAUCCAAGAGCCUCGGCCUGUCUUGGUAGGGGUGGUUGGCUUCCAUGGACUGUGGUUCAUUUCAGAGCAACUGGCUGAGGAGUGCCACCACGGGCAGGGGCCAAGGUGGGAGGUGAAGCAUCCUGCACUGGGCAGCUGGCUCCGUGGCUCUGAGGGCAGGGAGACGCUGGCCUCUAUACCGUGCUGUCUCUCCCUGUUUAUUUUUGCUGCUUAGUAGCAACCGACAGAGGAGCAGAGGGCUUGGCCAGCACAGCGGACGUCUCCCAUCCCUGCGCUCAGCCGGGUCUGUGACCGCCGCCACGCCAGUUCCAGCCUCACAGCUGCGUGUCCACAUCCCACUGUAAAUAGUCCACGUUACAACCCGAUGCCUUCGUUUUAUAACUGAACAAAUAUAUUCACAGGCCUCCUU
This is a messenger RNA of Camelus dromedarius (Arabian camel), 4531 nucleotides long. RefSeq names its product required for meiotic nuclear division 5 homolog B (gene RMND5B). NCBI's taxonomy places the organism in Eukaryota, Metazoa, Chordata, Mammalia, Artiodactyla, Camelidae. Gene Ontology annotation, molecular function: protein binding; ubiquitin protein ligase activity. The transcript has 9 exons. Gene Ontology annotation, cellular component: cytoplasm; GID complex; nucleus. The coding region runs from base 3089 to 4090 and encodes 333 amino acids. Gene Ontology annotation, biological process: proteasome-mediated ubiquitin-dependent protein catabolic process. The record is from RefSeq and is a predicted model, not a curated record.